Molecule: messenger RNA, 389 nt
Organism: Staurois parvus
Lineage: Eukaryota; Metazoa; Chordata; Amphibia; Anura; Ranidae
Source: the annotation of a GenBank genome assembly
UUAACCACUUCCCAUCUGGCCCAUGUAUAUAAACAGCCGGACGGGAGCAGUGCAGGAGUGGGUUGCUGUUCAUAAAUGGCACCCGCAUCUUCAGCUUGUGUGCGCUCCCAGAGGACAUAGCGGAACACCGAUCGCUGCCCACUGUGUCCCCUGUCCACAGUGGAACACAGAUAGAUGUAUGAGACCUCUGUGUGAGGUCCCGAUUCAUGUAAUCACUGAUUGGCCAAUCAGUGAUUACAUGAACAGUAGUAAACAAGAUUUCUCUUCCUGACAUCAUUGCUUACUACAUGUGAAAUCUGUGAAUGAUCACAGAGAUCACAUGGUACAAGGCUAUUCACAACAGCCUUGUACCAUGUGACAAGCUGGGACCAAUCACAGCUCACACAGUA